CCCAAAGCCCUAAUACUGUACGAAGAAAAAUACACAAAUUUACUUUCGUUUUUCUUCUUCUUUCUAAUCUCAAUGUUGAGAGUUUAGCUGCGUAGAUUUGGUUUGGGGCUACACUCUCUCAGUCUCAGAGUCGUUAGAAGUUUCCAUCAAUGGGUGAUUUGGCCGUAAAUCUCUCUGCUCCACCUCCUGAAACCCUAGAAUCGGCUGCUAUAGCUGCUACUGCAGAUGUUCCAACUGCCUUGAAUGGCCUCACGCACAGUGGUACGGGUAGUGGUAAUGGUACUGAUUGGGAUUACUCUGUCUGUGGUGGUGAGGAAGAGGAAGAGUCGCGUAUAGUGCUUGGGAAUAGUAACAGCGACCAAGAUGCAGAAGAAGAGGAAAUAAAUAGAUUUUGCCUAAUUUCAGAAGAUGUAGUAGAGCAAAUUUUAUUGAGGUUAGAUGCUGAGUGUCUAAGAGUUUGCAAGUGUGUUUGUAAGCAUUGGUUUCAUCUGAUUAAUGACCCCUCAUUCGUAAACAAACACCUAUUGCGCAAUUGUAAUGCCAAGGGGUUCACCUAUCUCAAGUGGUUUCGUCCAGAAAUGCCAUUACCAGUCGAGUUCUAUAACUGUUGGCGUGGCCCGGUGGAGUACAAUAGCUCUGAACCAAUUCUGUCACUAGUUACUAUUUAUGAGGGCAAUGGUAAUAACAACAAUGAGGACUUUCAUUGUGUUAUUGAACCGAUGAAUAUUCUGCCAAAACUGGAAGACCUCACUUCGGGGACUGUUGCUACGGGAACCUGCCCCCCUUUCCGUAAGUACCACUUGGUAGCCACCCAUUGUAAUGGCAUCAUUCACAUGUUUGGCCAAUUCGAAAACUUAUCAUCUGUUUUGUUUAACCCGGCACUUAGGGAGUAUAAGUUACUCCGGGGACCCGCCCUUCCCUUUUCGUCUAACUUGGAAAGUUGUGUGGGAUGUGGGUUUGGGUACGAUCCCAAAUCUAAUACUUACAAGUAUGUUAAAAUUUUUGUUUACAAAGAUUAUAGGGACCCUGUAGCUAUGGUGCACACUCUAGGAACUAAUUCUUCCAGUUGGAGAAAGAUUGAGUUCGAUGUAGAAAAGAAUUCCUGUUCUAUAACUAAUGAGAUCCCUGGCAUUUAUUGUAAAGGUGCUUACUACUGGCAUUGCUUUACAAAAAAUGGACUUGGGAUUCUUUCUUUUGAUAUGUCUAAUGAGUCAUUUCGCACCAUACCAAUUCCACAUGAUGUCCAGCGAAAUAGUGAAAAGGAAAAAUAUAUAACAAGAUUGGGAGUGUGGAAUGAAUCAUUUGCCCUUUUCUGCUCAACUGGACCCAAGAGGAACUCUACCUGUUACCAGUUGUGGGUGAUGGUUGAUAGUGUUGGUGGCGUUGAUGAAGAUUCUGCCACCCGUUGGAUAAAACGUCUCAAAUUUGGGCCACUACCACGCUCACUGCAACCCAUAAACUUUUGGAAAGAUGACGAGCUCUUAUUGGAUAAUUUUCAAGUAAGAGAAGGUGAAUUAUUGUCCUACAAUAUUUAUAACAAGCAGCUUAGGAGAGUUCCUUUUCCUGGAAAAGUGGCUUACUACUGUUAUGUUACUCCAUGUUUUAAGAGUAUAGUUUCAGUCUAGAGAGUUAAUGUAGCUAACUCGUAUAUUUAAGACUUUUCUUGUUAUUUUGUGUUCGAGGAUGAUGAUAUUAGGAAGAAAUGUUUUUUAAGUGGUAUUAUGGCUACCUGGUUUUGUAUAAACUCUUCAAGGAAGUGGUGGCAUUGCAAAUUGAAGUUGGGAGAUAUUUGUGGAGUUCGAAUGAUGAUGUUUUGUUUCCCUUGUUC
Molecule: messenger RNA, 1828 nt
Organism: Humulus lupulus (European hop)
Lineage: Eukaryota; Viridiplantae; Streptophyta; Magnoliopsida; Rosales; Cannabaceae
Exons: 2
Coding region: 150-1625 (491 amino acids)
Molecular function (GO): protein binding
Source: RefSeq, a predicted model, not a curated record